Molecule: messenger RNA, 1765 nt
Organism: Sphaeramia orbicularis (orbiculate cardinalfish)
Lineage: Eukaryota; Metazoa; Chordata; Actinopteri; Kurtiformes; Apogonidae
Gene: peds1a
Product: transmembrane protein 189
Exons: 6
Coding region: 439-1290 (283 amino acids)
Molecular function (GO): oxidoreductase activity
Source: RefSeq, a predicted model, not a curated record
CUUUUCUUCGCUUUUCCCUCAGACCUGGAACAUGUGGACGGUCCCUUGUGUUGAUGCAUUCAAAUAAAGUUUGUUCAGACCCAGUCGAACCGGAUCCCGGUACCGGCUGUGGGACCGUCCACCCGCGGACACCUGUGGGACUUUUCCCCCGGUGACAGCGGCUCCUGACAGGGGGACGUCGGAGCUUCAUGUCGGUGAACCGGCUCUGUGUGUCCGUGUAUUUCCGGGUGGCGCGAGGCUGCUCCGGUGCAUCCGAGCUAGCAUCACUUGGUCCAGCGUCCUCCCACCGUCCGGCCCCGAACACACCCACCAGAGGCCCGGGACCGCAGCCGAACCGGCCGUGUACUGACCCCGGGCCGCAUCUAUAAUUGAUGUCCUGUAGCUGAAAGCCGAAGCGGGGGCAGCAGGGGCGGCCAGCGGCCACGGAAGGCACGAGUUAUGGCGGCGUCGCUUCUCUCCGAGACCGACAUCAGGCACCGGUCCAUGGCGGAGGAGGAUCCGAACGGGAAUGAGCACGGAGCGGCUGCACGCAGCGCGGCGCCCCGGUGGGGUCCGCAGCACGCCGGGGCCCGGCAGCUAGCGAGGCUCUACUCUCCCGGUAAACGGCUCCAGGAGUGGGUUUGUGUAAUUCUGUGCCUCUUCCUUUUCAUCAUCAACUUCUCCUUCCUCCUCCUCCACUUCUCCACCGUUCACAUCUACAAGAUCGUCCUCGGCAUCGUCCUAGGGAUAGUGACGGCAGACUUUGCGUCGGGGAUGGUACACUGGGGUGCAGAUACAUGGGGAUCUGUGGACAUCCCUGUUAUUGGCAAGGCGUUUAUUCGUCCGUUCAGGGAGCACCACAUCGACCCAACCGCCAUCACUCGCCACGACUUCAUUGAAACCAAUGGAGACAACUGUAUGAUCCCCAUCCUCCCACUGGCUCACAUGGCCUACAAGUUCCUCACAUACACACCAGAGGCCUUGGCUGCGUCUUAUCCGUGGGACUGCUACGUCUUCGCCCUGGCAGUUUUUGUGACGCUGACCAAUCAGAUCCAUAAGUGGAGCCACUCCUACUUCGGCCUGCCGCGCUGGGUCACGCUGCUCCAGGACUGGCAUCUGGUGUUGCCACGGAAACACCACCGCAUACACCACGUCUCGCCACACGAGACGUACUACUGCAUUACCACAGGCUGGUGUAACUAUCCCCUGGACCAGCUGGGCUUCUGGAGACGCAUGGAGAGACUGAUCCAACGACUGACGGGCCAAAAGCCAAGAUCAGACGACCUGGCGUGGGCUAAAAAAACCGACUGACAGACGGAUGCACGGCGGCGCAGGAGGACAGACAGACGCCAACACACAAACACACACACAAACACACACACACUCGACUAAAGACGCUAACGGGAAAGAAAACACACACACGUAUAUACUUUUGAACUCAUGUCUUUGUGCUUCUUGCUUUUUUUUUUUUUUUUUUUGGCCGAAGAGCAAACGUUCAAAGAAACUCUUUUUACGUUUUAAAAAAAAAACAAACCCAAGCCGGUUGCCGUGGUUUCCGUAGGCGCUGGAGUCUGUAGUUGAACGUCUGUGAAGGCAGGAGGUGAACGUAUCUGAGGCCUGUUCGAACCAAUGACAUGUGGCGGUGUUGUGGUGUGUAGGUGUAGGAGGUUUCUGGAGGUUGGGCUCUCCAGGAGUGACACCACGCUGUCUGUCGACGCCGACGGCAGCUUCUUACACCACACACACAUACACACAACCAUACACACACACACACACACACACACAG